Mercurialis annua (annual mercury) is the source of this 1968-nucleotide messenger RNA. Its product is annotated as putative F-box protein At3g16210. Gene Ontology annotation, molecular function: protein binding. The record is from RefSeq and is a predicted model, not a curated record. The transcript is spliced from 2 exons. NCBI's taxonomy places the organism in Eukaryota, Viridiplantae, Streptophyta, Magnoliopsida, Malpighiales, Euphorbiaceae. Bases 298 to 1149 code for a protein of 283 amino acids.
CCUUACCAGAAGAGAACAAGGGUUGUUUGCGUUUGAGGGAACGAUUAAGGUUAGACUAUUGAAUGGCAGAUCAAUUACCUCCUGCACUAGCUCUUGCUCUUCAAUGGCGGUCACCCGCAUCAACUUAUCCCUAACACUACGGUAAUAUCAAAGUCUUGUUAGUGUGUGUAUAUUUUAAUGGCAUUUAUAACAGUCAUGAGUUUAGAUAAUUAGGGAUUACGAAUAUUAGAAGUAGAUUUUGAUAAUGUCAAUUCCAAUUUAGAGUUGUGAAGUUAUUAAAUUGAUAGAACAGAGGAGAUGUCAGAAUACUUACCUGAAGAGGUUUUAGUUCAAAUAUUAAGCAGAUUGCCUGUCCAAUCCAUUUUGAGAUGCACUUGUGUAUGCAAGUUAUGGAAUUUUAUCAUCAAAAACCCUCAUUUCAUCUCUACUUUCUCGUCAAACAAUCAUCACCGUUACUUCUUUUUGAGUCACUCUUAUUACUCUAACCAAUACUCUCUGCGUUUCGACAACAAACAUCUCGAUGAGUACAUGUCUCUCCAUCCACCUUUCAACCAAGCCGAUGCCUUCCGUAUGGUUGGCGCUAGUAAUGGUCUUGUCUGUCUCUAUUGUACCUCCCGAAACCAUUUCCUCUUUAACGAGUUCGUUAUCUGGAAUCCUUCCAUUAGAAAAUCCUUGAGGGUACCUAAAUCUAGUUUUCCUCUUCUGGGUUUGGCUUACGAAUUACUACUUGGGUUUGGUUUUGAUUCAAGAACCAAUGAUUACAAAUUGUUAACGUUUUCGUUUGCCUUUAAUACUGAUGUGGUUUUAUAUUCACUCAAUUCUAACUCUUGGAAGAAAAUCACUAAUGUUGUUUGCAAAUUUGGAAAAUAUGGAGGUUGGUCAAUUAAUCCAACUUUUGUCGACGGCAGAUUCUACUGGAAUGUGACUGUUGAGCAAAAGAAUUUAGUGUUGGUGUUCGACUUAAGGGAUGAGAUGUUUGGAGAGAUUUCAUUGCCUAAAUGUUUUGAAUAUGUUGACAUGUCAUAUUUGAAAUUGAAAGCAUUUCGAGAAUCAUCGAUCGCAGUCAUCCAUGAAAAUAGGCGGGAUAGGUCUUACGAAUCUAAUUUAUGGGUGAUGAAAGACUACAAUAGCGGUGCAUGGUCGAAGUGAGCAACAGUUGGAAAACGCUGGAGGGGAAGUUCAAAGGUGCUUGAAUUUAGAGAUAAUGGUGAACUAUUGGUUAUGUUUAAGAGAAAACCACGCUUAGCCUCAUAUAAUAUAAAGAACGGACGGAUAAAAAAUCUGAUGGAUUUGGACAGUAAUCUUCAAGUGGUUUCUGUUUAUAGGCAUGUGGAGAGCCUAACUUUUCUUGACGAAGAGAAGGCAAACUUUUGUUAGCACAGUAAGCAACAGCCUACUCAACUCGGUAAUUGACUCAAAAAGCUUGUACUUGACUCAAUUAACAUGGAAUCAAUUGCUAAGUAUUUUAUGAUUCAAUUCCGUAUAAGAACUUGGGUAGCUCAUGAGGCUAUCAUCGUCCUUCAACAUCAGAUCAAAUGGGGAUUUGCCUCUGCUAGCUCUUGCUUUUGAAUAUUUUGAUGUGUUCGCUAGUGGAGUUCUCUGUUCUCGGGGUCGCGCUUGCCUCAUCAAAACAAAUGCAACCGAUUAUGAGGAUCUUGGCAUAGGAGUGUCCAUACCAUCAAACUCUUCUACAUGAAAAUACCUCUUGCCAUCGAUGAUUCGACGUUGAUACACUUCGACUUGAAAAUUCCCAAUACUUUUGUCGUUUAGUGUUGCAGUUUAGCUUGUGUACCUUACUCUCCAGUUUUAUUCUGCGUCGUCUAAUCAAUUUGUUUCUGUUUACCACUUAGUUUUUUGUUUUUGUUUUUGCUGUGCUGUACAUUUAUCUGGUGUUUGCUGAGUUGCCUCACUACACCUUUAUUUAUCUUAUUUUCGAGUUAGAUAUACUUGAGAAAUUAGUCUAGUUAU